Messenger RNA from Myotis daubentonii (Daubenton's bat), 1621 nucleotides. It is a transcript of the gene TRAPPC2, whose product is annotated as trafficking protein particle complex subunit 2. The record is from RefSeq and is a predicted model, not a curated record. Lineage: Eukaryota; Metazoa; Chordata; Mammalia; Chiroptera; Vespertilionidae. Gene Ontology annotation, biological process: endoplasmic reticulum to Golgi vesicle-mediated transport.
GAGCCAUAUAUUGGAGACAAUGUCUGGAAGCUUCUACUUCGUGAUUGUUGGCCACCAUGACAAUCCAGUUUUUGAAAUGGAGUUUCUGCCACCUGGAAAAGCAGAAUCCAAAGACGACCAUCGUCAUCUGAACCAGUUCAUAGCUCAUGCUGCCCUUGACCUGGUGGAUGAGAAUAUGUGGCUGUCAAACAACAUGUACUUGAAAACUGUGGACAAGUUCAAUGAGUGGUUUGUUUCAGCAUUUGUUACUGCAGGUCAUAUGAGAUUUAUUAUGCUUCAUGAUGUAAGACAAGAAGAUGGAAUAAAGAACUUCUUUACUGAUGUCUAUGAACUAUACAUAAAGUUUGCAAUGAAUCCAUUUUAUGAACCAAAUUCUCCUAUUCGAUCCAGUGCAUUUGACAGAAAAGUUCAGUUUCUUGGAAAGAAACACCUCUUAAGCUAAGCGCAGAAAAAUUCGGAAAUAAACAAUGUCGCUACAAUGGAAUAUACUCAGGAAUGUGUACAUUGUAAGUUACUUGAUUAAAUAGCCUGGGAAAGUUUUACUUGUAGUGUUAAUUUAUUUAAGCCUAGUGAAAUUCCUUAUAGAUAAAAAUAGUACAGUUUCUUAGUAUUAUCAAUCCUAUAUAAUAAAAGGCCAGCGACCGAACGGCAGAACGACCAGUCGACCAGUCGCUAUGACACGUAUUGACCACCAGGGGGCAGACGCUCAACAGAGGAACUGCCCCCUGGCAGUCAGUGCGCUCCCACAGUGGGCUGAUCCCCACAGGCCAUACCCCUCACCAGUGCACAAAUCUCGUGCACUGGGCCUCUAGUAGAUUAAUAUUUGCUUCUGAACAGUUAUUUAUAAGGAUGUCUUUAUCAAUAUCCUUGAAACAUCUUUGAAAAUCUGAGAAUAAGCUUUUGACUUUCCUCAUUCAUAUAGCUUGAUCUUGAUGUAACAAUCCAGAACCAAAUGUCAUUGUCAAGAUUUGGUAGAUGUAAAACUAAAGCAUCUGCAGUGAGGAAUAAAGUUGGUAGGACAUACAUGGGCUUACCCAUACCUCUAGAGAUGAUAUAAAAAUGUAUAGGCACUGUGCAUAGCCCUACCCAAGAAGCUGAAGUAAACAGCGUGUGCAGUGCCCAGUGCCAUGUACCUGCCGCUGUUCGGGAUGGGACAGUGAUCCUGCUGUCAUUCUGAAAUCCGGGAUCCAUGUCUGUAAAAUGGGUGACUGGGCCCAAAGUGCAGGGUUGUGCUCUUUUCUUUCCUUUCCCUUCGUAUGCUAACGAUUUAAUGAACCUGUUGAUAAUCUGUAUUAGUAAAAAGCUGUAAAGACAGAAAAGCUUGUAUUACAUUAACAUUCGCACUCCUAGCCUGUUAGGCUGUGCACCAGAGGGUCGGGAGUGGGCUUUUUUACUGUAAGGAGUGUGGGACCUUACUGUAAACGAGUAGAUGUCUAUCGAAAAGCAAGUAAUAUAAGCACAUAUUUUCCGUGCUACUUGUGAGCACUUGAAGAAUUUUCUUCCAUUCUGAAUAACUUGAGCAAGUAAUUCUAAGUUUGUUCUUGUAUCUUUGUGUGAAGUUGCUACUAUGAUUUUUUUACCCUAUUUAUUUGAUUUACUAAAUAAAGAUGUUUGUCCAAGA